Molecule: messenger RNA, 3232 nt
Organism: Carya illinoinensis
Lineage: Eukaryota; Viridiplantae; Streptophyta; Magnoliopsida; Fagales; Juglandaceae
Product: wall-associated receptor kinase 2-like
Exons: 4
Coding region: 368-2539 (723 amino acids)
Biological process (GO): protein phosphorylation; cell surface receptor signaling pathway
Cellular component (GO): plasma membrane
Molecular function (GO): polysaccharide binding; protein serine/threonine kinase activity; ATP binding
Source: RefSeq, a predicted model, not a curated record
UCAUGAUGGAAUUGGGGAAUCUUUUGCUUAUCCAAAGUUAAAAACAUUGCUUUCUUCCUUCCUACUUUUCUUUUGAAUAAGAGAUCAUAUUUUGUUGAACCAAGAGGGGAAAAAGGCUUAAGUUGGUUCGAUAGAGGAUCAGACAAGUCUAUAUAUGUAUCUCUUUCUUCUUUAAAGAAGAAUAGAUUGUUUCAAAGUUCUUAAGAAAGGUAGAGCAAAUGAAGGGAAAGUGGGGCAGCUGAAGGAAGUGGCUAAUAAUCCUAUUGUGCUCAAGUGGGAGAGUCUCGCUAAAGGUACGUACCUAAUUGAGGAGGGCAUUUAAAGCUGUCUGCAGCACAAAGAAAGCAGAGUGCAGGAAAGGAAAGCCAUGGAUAUGGCUGGAAAACUUCUGCAACAACUGCUACUCGGGGUCAUAAUUUUAGCAGCCACAGCAGUAUCUAUUGCAAACUCAACCUGCGACCGCGAGUGUGGAAAUAUUAAAAUCCCCUACCCAUUUGGAACAAGCGAGGGCUGUUACCUUGACAAACCUUUUCUCAUCACUUGUAACCACACGUUCGAUCCUCCAAAACCAUUUCUGGACCAUGAUAUUCCUGUUGAGAACAUAUCAGUACCGAAUGGUGAACUGCGAGUCUCAAACCCCGUAGCCCACCUUUGCAGAGAAUUUAAUAAAGCACAUCAAUCACCUUGCGGCAAACCCCAAGAUCCAGUAAAUUUCAAUUGCAUCUCGCGCGUGGACUACACGCGCAUCUCUGCCUUGCUUAAUUUGUCAAGUUUUCGCAUCUCAGAGACGAGGAACAAGAUCACUUCUGUUGGUUGUAAUGUUUAUACAUAUAUUCAAGGUUCAGAGGGACAGAAGGGCUUCACCACUGGAUGCUUAUCACUUUGUGACGAAAAUCUCAACGUGGUUAGCGGGUCUUGCUCUGGCAUUGGCUGCUGCCAGACUUCUAUCCCAGAAGGAGCAAUGGGGUAUAUUUUGAAUGUUGGGAGCUUGAACAACGACACCUUACCUGGUGGCAAAGAAUUCGGAGGUCAAUCAUGUGGUUACGGCUUUAUAGUGGAUGAACAAGCAUACAACUUCUCCUCCUUAGAUUUCGUAAACUUAAAGAAUAGGAGUUCUGUACCCCUGGUGCUUGAUUGGGCAAUUGGAAAUAAGACAUGCAAAGAUGCUAAGAAAAAUAAGGAAAGCUAUGCAUGUAAGGCAAAUCAUAGUUAUUGUUACAAUUCCACCAGCAGCCCUGGUUAUCGUUGCAAUUGCUCGGAGGGUUAUCAAGGGAACCCAUACUUCUCCGAUGGGCCUGAGAGUUGCCAAGAUAUUGAUGAGUGCAUGGGCCUUCGGAAGCCUUGCAAUGCUAAUGCAACAUGCACCAACACUGAUGGAAAUUACACAUGUACUUGUCCCAAGGGAUACGAAGGUGAUGGAAGGAAAGACGGAACAGAUUGCAGGCCUAUAGUACUUGGCCAAUCUAAUAAUAAGAUCAUCAGCAUUGCAUUGGGUGUCAGCAUAAGCCUCUUAGUGCUCCUUGUGGGAACCUCCUGGGUAUAUUGGGGACUCAAGAAAAGAAAACUCGUUAAACUCAAAGAGCAGUGGUUCAAGCAAAAUGGUGGCUUAAUGUUACAACAACGACUCCACAAUUGCACGGGAUCUAUGGAUACAGCAAAAAUCUAUAGUGUAGAAGAACUUAAAAAGGCAACGGAUAAUUACGACAAAAGUAAAAUCCUUGGUCAAGGAGGCUAUGGAACUGUUUACAAAGGAGUGUUGCCAAAUAACAAAGUGGUUGCUAUUAAAAAGUCCAAAAUUAGUGAUCAAAGUCAGAUAGAGCAAUUCAUAAACGAGGUAAUUGUGCUUACUCAAAUCAACCACCAGAAUGUUGUCAAAUUGUUAGGUUGUUGCUUGGAAACAGAAAUUCCCUUACUAGUCUAUGAGUUCAUCAGUAAUGGGACACUUUAUGACUAUAUUCAUGAUACAAGCCGAUCAUUCUUACUCUCAUGGGACAAGCGUCUGAAGAUAGCUACAGAAACUGCAGGAGCUCUUGCAUACUUACAUUGUGAAGCUUCUAUGCCAAUUAUACAUAGAGACGUGAAAACUGCAAAUAUACUUUUGGAUGAUAACCACACAGCAAAAGUAUCAGACUUUGGAGCUUCAAGACUCAUUCCUUUGGAUCAAGCACAUUUAACUACGUUGGUGCAAGGAACACAUGGGUACUUGGAUCCAGAAUACUAUCGUACUAGUCAUCUAACAGAAAAAAGUGAUGUCUAUAGUUUUGGUGUUGUUUUAGCAGAGUUAUUAACAGGUAAGAAAGUAAUUUGUUUCCUUAGGCCUGAAAGUGAGAGAAAUUUGGCGACAUACUUUGUUUCUAUGGUAGAACAGGAUCGCCUAUUGGAAAUUCUUGAUGAUCACAUCUACGAUGGGAGUAAUGCUGAAGAACUAAAAAAAGUUGCUGAUGUUGUAAAAAGAAGCCUUAGUGUUAAAGGAGACGAUAGGCCUACCAUGAAGGAAGUGGCAGUGGAACUAGAUGGAUUGAGAAUUAAGGAAAGGUAAUCAAGGAAAAAAGCUAAUCACAACAUAGAAGAGAGUGAGCAACUGCUUAGUUAGUACGUCCAUGCAAUCCUCAAGUAUUGAUGUUAGCACUGGCUAUUGUUCGGCAGGCACCAUUGACAGCAUGGGAAAUGAAACACUAAAACCAAUAGAUGAUGGCAGAUAAUCCAUAAUCCUUAGGGGUUAACACAUGCUCAAUCUUUGACUGUCAGGAUGAUCUAAUAUUGCUACUAUCCAUUGCAUACACUUAUUUCUCUGCCCCUCACUCCCCACCAUGUUUUCUUACUCUCACCGCCAAUAAGCUGCGAGCAUCUUCCUUCAAAUCUCUAUUUCUUUCUCUUUCCAAAUCCUUCCAGCUUUUCUAGAUCAUCUUUUUUGUGCUGUCAUUGCCUACAACAAUUAGUAGGUGCUUUCUAUCGUAAGCUGGCCUAGCUCCAUUGCUUGGAUUGGAUUCAAAUAUGCCCAUCGACUAAAUGGAGAUUUUGGUCUCGAUCCUUGCAAGUUAGGAUGUUAACAGAUCAUUCUGUAGGCUAAAGUAUUGUUAACUCGUGUGCUUUGCUAUAUUGCGUGCUUUUGUAUUGGUGUGCUUUUGUAUCAGUGAGCAAUUCGAUCAUGUAUCUAAUUAGUUGUGUGCUUUUUGAGUAUUCGUGUAAAUGUAUGUCAUAAGUUUUUAUUCGUGAAUUAUUUUUUGGUAAA